Molecule: messenger RNA, 381 nt
Organism: Closterium sp. NIES-65
Lineage: Eukaryota; Viridiplantae; Streptophyta; Zygnematophyceae; Desmidiales; Closteriaceae
Source: the annotation of a GenBank genome assembly
AUGCGAAUGUUCAGGUUGUUAAGGGCGGUCAUCCCAGGGGGCUGCACACCGCUUGUGCAGCCCCUGGAUGUGUCGGUGAACCGCGCGUUCAAGUGCAGGGUGGAGGUCCUUGACGACGUCAACGACCUCGUCGACGACGAGGUCGUCGUCAACCCGUUCUACGCCGAGGCCCCCGUGCCGCCCGAGGAGCUGCAGGCCGCAGAGGAGGAUGACGCCGCAGAGGAGGCAGCGGAGGCGGUAGAGGAGGAGUGGAACGCGCCUGAAGAAGGUGGUGAGGCGGGAGAGUGCAACGAUGACGAUGAUGACUGGUGGCGCCCUGGCCGCUACGACGGAGAGGAGUGUGAAGAGUGGAACGCAGGGGCCGAUGUGGAGGAGGAGUAG